This is a messenger RNA of Diuraphis noxia (Russian wheat aphid), 961 nucleotides long. Its product is annotated as putative fatty acyl-CoA reductase CG5065. Gene Ontology annotation, biological process: long-chain fatty-acyl-CoA metabolic process. Gene Ontology annotation, cellular component: peroxisome. NCBI's taxonomy places the organism in Eukaryota, Metazoa, Arthropoda, Insecta, Hemiptera, Aphididae. Gene Ontology annotation, molecular function: alcohol-forming very long-chain fatty acyl-CoA reductase (NADP+) activity. The record is from RefSeq and is a predicted model, not a curated record.
AUUUUUGGGAUUGUUUCCAAAUACAUACACAUUCACAAAACUAUUAGCUGAGCAAAUAAUCAGCGAGAAAUCAGCCAGGUCGAAUCAUGAAAACAGCAAUAAUAUGCCAAUGGUCAUAUUCAGACCGUCGAUAGUAAUAUCAUCGAUCGCCGAGCCCGUACUCGGAUGGAUAGAUAACGUUAAUGGACCGGUCGGCCUCAUGUUGGCGUGUGGUAAAGGCAUAGCGCAUGUCAUGCUGGCUCAUAAAGACUCCACUCCGGACUUUAUGCCCGUCGAUGUGUCGAUAAAAGCGAUGAUCGUGGCUGCUUAUCAUCGUGGGACACACAACUUGUCGUCGGACAAUCCACUGACGGUGUACAACUGUUCUACGGUUAAGAAGUCAAUUACCAACAACCAAAUUAUGCAAUUUGCAGUAAAGUAUUUUUUGUUGCAUCCGUUCGAUGAAAUUUUAUGGAGGCCGAAAAUUUUUAUUACGGCUUCCAAACGGAUUUUUUACUAUCUUACCAUUAUCCAGCAAGUUUUUCCGGCUAUACUCAUCGAUUUUGUAUUGAAGAUUACUGGAAUACCACAAAAAAUUUACUUUGUAAAAUUGCAACGAAAAAUUUAUUUAGCGACAAUGGCGUUAUCGUCUUUCACUUUGCAAUCAUGGACGUUCAAAAAUACGAGUUUCUUAAGUCUGAUCACUCAUAUCCCGGAUAACGAAAAAGGCGAUUUUGAUUUCAAAUUCGAUCAUAUCAAUGUAGAAGAUACGUUUAUAACUUGCCUUACUGGAACGCAAAAAUAUUUGUUCAAUACCAAUCCCAAUAAAAUAACCGAGGCGAGGAAAAAAUUGAAAAAACUAGUUUGGAUUGAUCGAAUUUUGACAACACUGUAUUUUUUUACAUUGGCGUACUGCUUAUAUGCAAUCAUAUCCUUAAGUUUUUGAAUAAUGAAAUUUUUAAUACGAUUUUAAAAAUAUUCU